UCAGCGUCAACAGAAAACAAAAAACCAAAAACAAUAAACGAAAAUGAAAGCGGGCCGCGCUUUUGGCUGCCUCUUUUGGGCGUUGCUCUAUUGUGUGCUUUAUUUGGAUUUGGUCAACGCCAGCAGCGAGGAUGAGCUAAUGGAUUUCGAUUUUGCCGAAGCUGCUGUCAAAGACGGCGACUCAACAGCUUCGCUAGAGGACUGGCUGCUGGAUGAUGACCAACAGCAGCAGCAGCAGUCGCAGCAGGCGGAAAAGAAACUCGAGGACAAUAUGCUUGAUUUUAGUGUGGAUCUGGAUGAGCCGGAGCCGGAGAAGCAGCUGCCCCAAUUUGAUUGGCGUGAACGGGUGCUGCGCACUGCCUUGGCCAAGGCCUUAACGGAUCGGGCACAGCGCCAGAAAUUUGCCGAAGUGAUGCCCAUUUUGCGUGUUCUAUCCUCACAGCAGCGGUUGGCACUCUCCGCCCUCAUCUCGGCCCAAAUGAAUGCCAAGCAGGGGCAUGAGCUACGACUGGAGCAGGUUCGCAUGAUGUUUGGCAAUGAUCGCAAGCUGCUGCUACCCGUUGUCUACGAUCUGGCCAACCUGGUCAAGAGUUCAGCACGCAAAUACAUCAAACUGGGCAGCGAGAUGGCAGCGGCUGCCUUGCGCCGCAAAGAUGAGCUAACCGUCGAAGAAUCGGAGCAGGAUGAUAGCGUGGGCACCAUUGAUGUGAGUGGACAGGCUGAGGAUGGUCUGGAGGACUUUUUCGAUGAGAUGCAAGCGGAGGUGCUCGAUCCACAGAUGAUCAAUGAGGCACUGCAACAGGCGGACAAUCCACCGCCCACCGCCAGUUUCAACUCCAGUGCGACUUCGAGUCGUGUGCGUCGCUCUGCCAAUGAAUUUGUGCACAAGUUGACACGCUCGGCGCCCAUUUCGGUGUCGGAGCAGCAGUUGUUGGGUGGUGCAGCUGGACGCACCAUCAAACUGAAUACGACUGCCUUUCAGCAGCCCAGCGUUGCAGGCACACAGCAGCCAAGCACCGCCAGCAGCACUAGCACCACUACAACCACCCUGAUAGUAACGCCAACUCCAUCUUAUGAGGAAGUUGAGAAUCUGGCUUUUGCUGGUCUAAAUGGCACCGAGUUGCCUUUGGGUGCCAUUGAUCGACAAUAUCAGGUGGGUGGUGACAACAGCAGCGCUGAGGAACCACUGCCCAAUCCCGAGGAACUCAUCGCCGGUCCGCGUUAUCGCCUCAACAACCACAAGCGUCCGAGUCAAAAGUUGCCUGCCAUUAAGCGCAAACGGGUGCAGAGUCCAUCGUAUGGCCGGGGACGACCCAAAACAUCGGCCAGCUCUCACAAUCCGGUGGUGCUGCCCACGCACAAGAAAUGCGAAAGAUUUACGAACAAUAUGUGCAUACGCACCGACGACUAUCCGCUGUAAGAUCCACUUCGUUAGCUUGUUGGUUUCCCGGUUCCCGUUUAUCCUUCCACAACUUCUUUAAACUAGUUUAGUUUAGUUUUAGUCACGAA
Molecule: messenger RNA, 1509 nt
Organism: Drosophila grimshawi
Lineage: Eukaryota; Metazoa; Arthropoda; Insecta; Diptera; Drosophilidae
Product: neurotrophin 1
Exons: 2
Coding region: 44-1420 (458 amino acids)
Source: RefSeq, a predicted model, not a curated record